GUCGUCUUUCCAUUGCGUCCACCAUGCGCACACAAGCUAUAGCCAUCCUACUCUCGGGCUCAUCGCUAGCUUCGGCCUUCCAGGUCCCUCUUCUUGAUAAAAUAUGGCCAUCUAUGUCUCUCGAACAGCAGCUCGCCCAACAGGUACAGCAAGUACCAGACGCUGAGCUUGCCGCGAAUUCGACACGUAUUGCUAUCAUCGGUGCCGGUGCUGCGGGCUCAAGCGCCGCAUUCUGGAUUGCAAAGGCGAGGGAGAGGUAUGGACUUGAUGUAGAGGUAGAUAUCUAUGAGAAGGAGGGCUACAUUGGUGGACGGAGUACGACGGUAUACCCAUACAACGACACGACGUACAUGCCUAUUGAGCUCGGUGCUUCCAUUUUCGUGGAGAUCAACAGGAACAUGUGGAGGGCUUCUGACGAAUUCAACCUUACUCGGUAUGGGUUUACGAACAAGGAGGAUGACGAUGAGGGAGAGCUGGGCUUCUGGGAUGGAGAGAAAUUCAUCAUCACGCAAGGGACCAUGAAGGGUACGAUUGGUGGCUGGCUCGACAACAUCAAAAUGCUCUGGCGUUAUGGCUUCACUUCUCCUAUGAAUGCUCAGAAGCUAGUCAAAACAAUGACGGACCAGAUGGACAAGGCUUACGGGCUAGAAAGUCCUUCAUGGGAAAACAUCACAGAUCUUGUCGAAGCGUUCAAAUGGUCUGAACUUGUGACGACGACCGGCGCAGAGUAUUUCGCCAGCCAUGGCGUUUCUCCACAAUUCACGAACGAAAUCAUAGAGGCUUUGACAAGAGUCAACUAUGCACAGGACAUCGAUAGGAUCCAUGCGCUUGAAACUGCUUGUUCCAUGGCAGCUUCGGGUGCUGCGAGCGUCAAGGGUGGCAAUUGGCAAAUAUUCGACAAAUUCGUUGAAAUCUCCGGCGCCAAUAUUUUCCUCAACACCAAGGUCAACUCCAUCACCCGCAAAUCAUCCACAAAAUGGACCCUAUCUACGUCUUCAAAAACCACAGACUACAACUCUGUGAUCCUCGCGGCACCCUACCACCUCUCCUCCCUUCUCCUCCCCUCUGAUCUCCACUCCCUCAUUCCCAAACAACCUUACAUUCACCUACACGUCACGCUUCUCACCACCACGGCUCCCAACCCAAACCCGGCGUACUUCGGCUUGGGAGCGGGUGCGAAAGCGCCAAUAAGUAUCUUGACGACGAAGGAAGGUGCAAGGAAGGGUGGGAAGAGCCCAGAGUUCAAUUCGCUGAAUUACUUGAGUAAGCUGAGGAAGACGGAGGUUGAGUCCAAGCCCGCCGGCGAGGAUGAGCAGGAAAUCAAAGAAGAGGAGAAGGAGGAAUGGGUCGUCAAGAUCUUCUCCAUGGAGGAGAUCUCGGAUGAGUGGCUUGAUUUCGUAUUCCAAGGACAGGUCGGCUGGGUUUUGCGAAAGGAGUGGGAUCCAUAUCCCGUUCUGCCGCCAACUGCCUCCUUCCCUCCCAUCAAGCUUGAUCGAGGACUGUUCUACGUGAACGCAUUUGAACCAUUCAUGUCAACGAUGGAAACUGAGACCCUUGCUUCCCGGAAUGUCGUAGACUGGCUACUGAAGGAGGAGUACGACGCUGCCAUCUGUCCUCCCAAAACGUCGGACGAAGAGGGCGGUGCGCCGGCGCAGGAGAAGGCAAAGGGUCCAUUUGUGUAUGGAUGGGAUUGUUGAAGAUGCUAGGAUCUUGGAUGAGGUCACUACUGACUGGGGGAUUGUGUUCAUCGCUAUAUAUUGCUUUGCUAAUUGUUUAUCGAACCGUCUCGUACGAUCCUAUGUUAUAAUCUUCGUCGUUUAGUGUUGUGGAGAACUAGUACCCG
Stereum hirsutum FP-91666 SS1 is the source of this 1843-nucleotide messenger RNA. RefSeq names its product FAD/NAD-P-binding domain-containing protein. The record is from RefSeq and is a predicted model, not a curated record. Lineage: Eukaryota; Fungi; Basidiomycota; Agaricomycetes; Russulales; Stereaceae. Gene Ontology annotation, molecular function: prenylcysteine oxidase activity. Gene Ontology annotation, biological process: prenylated protein catabolic process; prenylcysteine catabolic process. The transcript has 8 exons. The coding region runs from base 24 to 1697 and encodes 557 amino acids.